AUGGAGUAUGGGAGGGAGGUUCUCGCGAGAAUCUCCAACCCAAAUGCUGGCCAUCCCCAAUAUGUUGUGGCCAGUGAAGUCGCAACACUUGAUUUUCUCUCAUCACAAGGUAACGCGGUGGGUUCCGAGUAUAUUCUUAUAGAGAGAGUGAACGGACGGCAGCCAAGCGAGGUUUGGGAUGCCAUGUCCGAAGCUCAACCCUUCGGUUUAGUGAAAAGCCUAGUCGCUAUUGAGAAGAAACUGGCAAAUGAGGCUGAAUCGAAUUUCGUUAUUGGCCUAACAACCCAAUGGUCCUUCUGGGAAGACCAAAAGCAAGAAGUAAACAUUCAUCCGGGGCCCUGGCAAACGGCUCAGGAAUACAUUUCAUCCAUUGCAAAUCGUGAGUUUGCUGUGAUUCGAAAUUUAGACACUUCUACACUUUUGGGAAAGACAACGCUAGGACGUGAUAUGCAUGUGCAUCUUCUUGCACAGUUUCUACCCGUAUUAGCUCACAUACUACCCCCAAAAGAAGCCCUUCGACCGGUUCUACUGCACUAUGGUCUUCAUUCGGAUAAUAUAUUUGUGGGUUCUUCUGACCCGUCGAAAAUAUCAGGUAUAAUUGAUUGGCAAGCGACUAAAUUACCGGAAGGUUCCAAUACUCCGUCACAGCCAGAGAACGAGUCUGCCAAAGACAAGCUUAGCAGGCUUAGGUUGAAGAAGUUCUACGAGUUAGCCUCUAGAAAGUUUAACCAACCUCUUAUCAAGGCGGUGGAUGCUAUGAGAAACGAUGAGGAUCAAGUUAUGGCGCGGAUAGGUGUAGCGCUGCCAUGUCCCAUAUCUUUCACUCAAGAGGUGAUCGAGAAGCGUAAGGAGCAGAUAGAAGCAUGGGCAGGCGCCUAUGGUGAAUUUGACAGGCUUCGAGCAAGCAUCGUUGGUAACGAUGGCUGGGUCUCAACCGAUGAAUACACAGAAGCUAUGGGUAGGUGGAGGAAAAUAGAGCUGCCUUAG
Molecule: messenger RNA, 987 nt
Organism: Aspergillus alliaceus
Lineage: Eukaryota; Fungi; Ascomycota; Eurotiomycetes; Eurotiales; Aspergillaceae
Exons: 6
Coding region: 1-987 (328 amino acids)
Cellular component (GO): mitochondrion
Source: RefSeq, a predicted model, not a curated record